AUGACGCUUCCUCGCCUCUUCGUGUUCGUCGCGAUGGCCUUGGCCAUAAGCGCUGCUUGCCUGCCACACGGGGCCGCCAAGCCCAUCUACCGCGGUGUGGCGACCAACGCGUGGAGCGGCGGCUGCGCCGACAUCAACGCCCUCUCACGCAUGUCGUGGUACUACAACUGGGGACUGCAGCCCACCGCCAACGUCGCCUCGUGCCACCUGGGCUCUCGAUACGUCGAGUUCGUGCCCAUGGUGUGGGGCGCUGGUUCUGUGCCCAACCUCGUCUCCAAGCUGCCGGCCAACACCAAGCACCUGCUGGGCUUCAACGAGCCCAACUUCGCCAGCCAAGCCAACCUGUCGCCGCGGGCCGCGGCAACGGAGUGGAAGAAGGUGAUCGCCCAGCUGGACGCUGCUGGCCUCACUGGCAAGAUCAAGCUCGGCACCCCUUCGGCUGCGCCAGGCGGCAACAUCGGCCCUAAGGAAUGGUUCGCCCAGUUCUUUGGCAACUGCACGGGCUGCCACUUUGACUUCCUGUGCUUCCACAUCUACGACUGCAACGCGCCGUGGUUCGACGCGGGAGCCGUCAACUACUGGCUGGGCCAGGUCAAGGGCUUCGGUCUGCCCAUCUGGCUCACCGAGUUUGACUGCCCGUCCAACUCCGUCGCCAACGAGCUCACCUGGAUGGAGCGCGUCCUGGGCUCGCUCGACAGCGACCCCCACGUUGAGAGGUAUGCGUGGUUCACGGCGCGCGCGACGAACGUGGGCACUGCGCCUUCGCUGCUUAACUCGGCCGCCGGCAGUCUGACGCAGGUGGGCGCCCACUACAACAGCAAGGGCGACAGGCUCACUCCCUGA
Acanthamoeba castellanii str. Neff is the source of this 843-nucleotide messenger RNA. Its product is annotated as serine rich protein. The record is from RefSeq and is a predicted model, not a curated record. NCBI's taxonomy places the organism in Eukaryota, Discosea, Longamoebia, Acanthamoebidae. The transcript has 5 exons. The coding region runs from base 1 to 843 and encodes 280 amino acids.